This is a messenger RNA of Syngnathus acus (greater pipefish), 2157 nucleotides long. It is a transcript of the gene slc3a1, whose product is annotated as solute carrier family 3 member 1. The transcript has 10 exons. Bases 13 to 2094 code for a protein of 693 amino acids. Gene Ontology annotation, biological process: amino acid transport; carbohydrate metabolic process. The record is from RefSeq and is a predicted model, not a curated record. Lineage: Eukaryota; Metazoa; Chordata; Actinopteri; Syngnathiformes; Syngnathidae.
GACUAUCUGCGCAUGUGUGUGGGAGAGAUAAAACCAAAGGAAAGCAUGCCGACCUCCACACUGAUAAAAGACGGAGCACCUAAACCAAGUUUAGCGACGAGCAUGGAGCUGUCGAAGCGCAAUCCGGCCUUCCAGGAUGUGGAAGGUAGCAAGCCCGUGGAGGACAUCAGCGCCGUGGAGCCAGAAGGCAAGUUGGCAGCGGACCCCCCCGAUGAGGAGUACACGCAAAUCAAGCCGUACGCCGGCAUGCCCAAGGAGGUGCUGCUGCUUUACUCGUCGAAGGCCCGCUACCGAGUCCCGCGAGAGGUCCUGUUCUGGCUGAUAGUGGCUUGCACGCUGACGCUGGUGGCCCUCACCAUCAGCGUGGUGGUGCUGUCGCCCCGCUGCCUCAGCUGGUGGCAGGUCUCCCCCAUCUACCAGGUGUACACCCGCUCCUUCAGGGACUCCGACGGGGAUGGAGUGGGAGACCUCAAAGGCAUUCGGGAGAAGUUGGCCCAUUUCGAGUACUUGAACAUCAAGUCGGUUUGGGUCAGCACCUUCUACCUCUCUCCCAUGAAGGACUCGGGCUACGACGUGGAAGAUUUCCGAGCCGUCGACCCGCUUUUCGGGACUAUGCAGGACUUUGAUGAGCUUUUGGCUGAGAUGCACAAAUUAGGUUUGAAGCUCAUCGUGGACUUUAUUCCCAAUCACACCAGUGACAAGCAUCGCUGGUUCAACCUGAGUCGUGCCAGAGAUCCGCACUACCACGACUACUACGUGUGGGCUGACUGCAAUGCGACAGGACCUAAACCCAACAACUGGGUGAGCGUCUUUGGGAACUCAUCGUGGACGUACGAUGCUGUUCGAGGGCAGUGUUACCUGCACCAGUUCCUCAAGGAACAACCUGACCUGAACUUCAGAAACCCUCUUGUCCGACAGGAGAUGCUUGAUAUCAUCCAAUUCUGGCUGGACAAGGGCGUGGACGGCUUCCGGAUGGAUGCGGUGAAGCACCUGCUUGAGGCCGCGCAUUUGAGGGACGAACCCCAGGUGGACCCCGACAAGCCACCUGAGUCCGUGACUUCCGAGCGGGACCUCCACCACGAUUUCACCACCACGCAGCUUGGCCUGCAUGAUCUGCUGAGGGAGUGGAGGGCUCACAUGGAGGUCUUCAGCCGGGAACCGGGCAGAUACAGGUUAAUGGUGAGCGAGUCGUACGAUAAGCCAGAGGUGGAAAAGACCAUGAUGUACUACGGGACAUCUCUGGUGAAAGAGAGCGACCUGCCCUUCAACUUGUACUUUCUGGACUUGCCUCUCAAUGCUAGUGGCCUGUGGGCCAGAUAUCUGGUGCAUCUCUGGAUGGCCAACAUGCCCAUCGGACGCUGGCCCAACUGGAUGGUCGGGAACCACAACACGCCUCGUGUGGCCUCGAGGGCGGGUCGGCACUACACACGGGUCAUCAACAUGCUCCUGCUGACGCUUCCCGGUACGCCGACCACAUAUUACGGCGAGGAGAUCGGCAUGGAGAGCAUCAACAUGACCGAGAGUGCCAUUAAUGAUCCGGCGAGCGGACGUAGUGCGCGUUCUCCGAUGCAGUGGAGCGGUGCCGCCAACGCGGGCUUCAGCGACAAGAGUAAUGUGACGUGGUUGCCCGUGCACCCCAAUUACAGCGACGUCAACGUGGAGGUCCAGCGGCGAGACGAAGACUCGGUGCUGUUUCAGUACCACCGUCUGAGCGAGCUUCGUCAGUCGGAGCUGCCCCUCCAACGGGGCUGGUUCUGCCACGUCCACGCUGACCGCAAUGUCUUGGCCUACCUGCGAGAGCUGGACGGGAUGGAGCGCGCCUUCCUCUUGGUGCUCAACGUGGGCCGCAGCUCGGCCGUCACUGACCUGUCGGCGGUGGCGGAGCUGCCCGAGCAGAUGCGAAUUCUGAUGAGCACCGACCGGGCCAAUGACGGAAAGGCGGUCAGCAAGACGGCGAUCGCUACGGAGGCGGGAGAGGGUUUGACCAUUGAGUUUUCGGCGCACGCUCGCUUUAAUGCCAACCACCCGAGCCAGUGUUACAUCUCGGAGAAGGCCUGUUAUUUAAGCGCCUUGGACAUUCUCUACACAUGCUAACGUGCAUAUUGUUUCUCAUCACAUGCGCAUGACGCAAAAAGAAAUCAACCCUGCAGUCACAUG